Molecule: messenger RNA, 2288 nt
Organism: Labrus mixtus (cuckoo wrasse)
Lineage: Eukaryota; Metazoa; Chordata; Actinopteri; Labriformes; Labridae
Product: tyrosine-protein kinase ZAP-70
Exons: 12
Coding region: 79-1890 (603 amino acids)
Biological process (GO): cell surface receptor protein tyrosine kinase signaling pathway; protein phosphorylation; cell differentiation
Cellular component (GO): extrinsic component of cytoplasmic side of plasma membrane; cytoplasm
Molecular function (GO): non-membrane spanning protein tyrosine kinase activity; signaling receptor binding; ATP binding
Source: RefSeq, a predicted model, not a curated record
UUAGAUUUCUGUCUCUCUUUCCACAUCCUAUUGCAGGAGUCAAGACAAAAAUCCAGCUCCCCUCUCCCUGGUUGCACUAUGUCCAUUGACCCAGCAUCCGAGCUGCCUUUUUUCUACGGCAGCAUCAGCCGCUCAGACGCUGAGCAGCACCUGAAGCUGGCCGGGAUGGCCGACGGGAUCUUCUUGUUGAGACAGUGUCUGCGCAGUCUGGGAGGCUACGUUCUGUCCGUGGUGUGGAACCUGGAGUUUCACCAUUACCCCAUAGAGAAGCAGCUCAACGGGACUUACUGCAUCACAGGAGGGAAGCCUCACUGUGGGCCUGCGGAGCUCUGUGAGUUUUACAGCAAAGACUCUGACGGGCUGGUGUGCACCCUGAGGAAACCCUGUCUGCGCGCCCCAGAGACCCCGAUACGGCCCGGCGUGUUUGACAACCUGAGAGAGAACAUGUUGAGGGAGUAUGUGAAGCAGACCUGGAACCUGGAGGGAGAGGCCAUGGAGCAGGCCAUCAUUAGCCAGGCUCCUCAGCUGGAGAAACUGAUCGCCACAACAGCCCACGAGAAAAUGCCCUGGUAUCAUGGUAAAAUUACCCGCCAGGAGGGUGAGAGGAGACUUUACAGUGGAGUACAACCAGAUGGCAAGUUUUUAGUGAGAGACAGAGAUGAGUCGGGUACUUUUGCUCUCUCCACGAUGUAUGGAAAAACUGUUUACCACUAUCAGAUCCUCCAAGACAAAUCGGGGAAAUACUCAAUGCCAGACGGAACAAAGUUUGACACAAUCUGGCAGCUGGUUGAGUACUUGAAGAUGAAGUCUGAUGGCCUGGUGACUGUUCUUGGAGAGGCAUGUGUUAACGCGAAAGCUGCUGCUGAAAAGACACCCAAUCUACCUGCCGUCAGGCGAGCGUUCACAAACGGAUACACACCGCCACCCAGAGCAGUAACAGUGCCUGCAGACCGUGACGUUCUGCCGAUGGACUGCAGUGGAUUCAACCCAUACCACAACCCCAAUGAAGUGAGAAGGUUUAACAUUAAGAGGGACCAGCUGCUGAUCGAUGAAGUGGAGCUCGGCUCAGGGAACUUCGGCUGUGUCAAGAAAGGAGUCCUCAAGACCGACUCGGGCCAGAUUGAUGUGGCCAUCAAAGUGCUGAAGAGCGACAACGAGAGGCUGAGGAGCGACAAUGAGGAGAUGAUGAGGGAGGCAGAGAUCAUGCACCAGCUCAGUAACCCCUACAUCGUCCGCAUGAUGGGUCUGUGCAACGCCGAAAACCUGAUGCUGGUCAUGGAGUUAGCCUCUGCCGGACCUCUCAACACAUUCCUCUCCAACAACAAGGAUACUGUAAGUGUAGAGAACAUUGUCAACCUGAUGCACCAGGUGUCUGUGGGGAUGAAGUAUCUGGAGGAGAAGAACUUUGUGCACAGAGACUUAGCAGCUCGUAAUGUCCUGCUGGUCAACCAACAGUUUGCAAAGAUCAGUGACUUUGGGCUCUCUAAGGCCCUGGGAGCAGAUGACAACUAUUACAAGGCUCGUUCUUCAGGUAAGUGGCCGUUGAAGUGGUACGCUCCCGAAUGUAUUCAUUUCCGCAAAUUCUCCAGUAAAAGUGACGUGUGGAGUUUUGGCAUCACCAUGUGGGAGGCUUUCUCUUACGGAGGGAAACCUUACAAGAAACUAAAAGGAACGGAUGUUGUGCGCUUCAUUGAUGCUGAUAACCGCUUAGACUGUCCAUCAGCAUGUCCAGAGAGAAUGUAUACAGUGAUGAAAGAAUGCUGGACGUACAAGCACGACGAGCGUCCUGACUUCAAGAAGGUUGAAGAGUACAUGAGGUCUUACCAUUACUCCAUAUCGAACAAGGCCAAGUCUGAGGAAGCUGCAGCCGCCGCUGAGCCUGUCAAAUAGAGACAGAAAACAAGGCACAUACUGUCCAAGUGCUGCACAAAGCAUCCUUUCAACCAGCCAUUAAACAACCAAAACAAAGAGCUUUUUAUGAAUGCUGCACACUGACCAGCUUCAACUACACAACCACUGCAGCUAAACAGGCCUCAGAGACAAUAAAUGUGCAUUUGUAAGUUGGACUUAAGUGUGUUCACCAUGUGAAGAGAAUUUCUGUCUGUCAGUUGUGAUUUGAAUGUUAAGUAUUGACGUCUUUCCAUUGAUGAAUGAUCUAAUUUUGUAUUCUGGUAUUUUGGAGUAUAAUAAUGAGAGUGUGUAGGAAGUACAAGUGCAAAUAUAUAUGUCAGUAUAUAUGACAAAAUGUAGGAGUUCAUUGUUUUUUAUGCCAAUAAAAAGUAUAUAAA